AUGAGAGAAGAAAAUGUUGUUCUACCUUGUAACAGUCCUUCAUCGCUUUCCUCAUGCUCUGAUGUUACCUGGUUUUACAGCAGAGAUAAAAACCAAAAUACUCAGAAGAAGGUUUGGAGCGGAGCAGAUGAUCAGAUUUCACAUCGAGUUUCCAAGUUUAAUGUGAGCAGCAGCUGCUCUCUGAUCAUGGAAUACGUCGAUGAUGAUGAUGCUGGACUCUACACCUGUAGACCUGGUUCUGAUGCCUCCUCUGAUGGUUUUGUGUAUCUGAAUGUUUUAAGCAAUUAUCCACCAUAUUUUUCCCGUUCAUCAAAAACAUUUUACUGUUCUCUGCGGAGAUACGAUGGGCUGGAUCUUUGUCCAGAGAACAGUUUCCGCUGGUUGGAUGAAACAGGAACUGAACUCACUGAAGGUGUUUGGUUGGAGUUAAGAGGACCAACAGUCUGUCUUUCCUCUCUAACUGUGAAGGAUCAGAGCGACAAAAACAGAAACUACACCUGCCAGUUUGUUGAAGGAAACAGAGUGAAGGUUGAAAUAAAACACACACCACGAAGAUUUAAAGGUAGCAGUUCAGGUAUAAUCCAUCUCUACCACAGAGCAGGAGAUGAAGCUGUUCUGCCCUGUAACAGACCUUCAUCAUCCGACUCAUGCUCCUCUGUUGACUGGAUUUAUCAGAGAAAUAAAAACAUGAACAGGAAACAGGAAGUUCAUGGAGGAAUGGUUCAGAGUUCACCUCGUUCUGCCAGGAUGAGUUUGGACAGAAACUGUUCUCUGAUCAUCAACAACAUCACAGCUGAAGAUGUUGGACGUUACAGCUGUGGAUAUAAUACAGAUGUGUAUCUAAACAUGAUGAUCAUCUCUUCAUCUCCUCCAGCUGUUGAUCCAACAAAGAAUGAAGAGAUCACAUUAUUCUGUUCUCUGUUGAGAUCCAGUUCAUUAGAAUCUUGUCCAGAUAAAAGUUUCCUCUGGUUGAACGAGACAGGAAGUGAACUGACUGGUGAAGGUGAUGGAUAUAAAUAUGGAGGACAGUUUGGUUGUGUUUCUAGUCUGACUGUGAAUCUUCAGAGCAGAAGAAGAUUCACCUGCCAGUUUGUUGAAGGAAACAAAGUGAAGAUAGAAGCUCACUAUGGAUCUGAAGGCCCCCCCGCCUCGUCUCCUCUGAGCUUCAUCAUGUUGACUCUGAAGAUCACAGGACUGAUCCUGAUGGUUGGAAUCACUGUUGGUAUCAUCAGAACCAGAGGAAGAAAAAAGCCUCAGAAAGACGUUAAUGUUCGUUUUUCUGUUGAUGACGACUCAGUGAAUUAUGAAAAUGAUGGAGAACGUUCUGCUGCCGCCGCUCUCCACUGACCUUCAUCACAUCAGUUACAGUUCAUACAAAAAUAAUCCUUUAUUUUGAUGCUUCAUCUAUAUUUGUGCUUCUACAUCUACAUGUUUACAUUACUUGUAUUCUUGAAUAUAUAUAUUAAGGCACAGCAAGCAGAUGUUCAGAAAUCUAACAUCCCAAAUAAAUGGCAACCUGUUCUGAAAGAUAC
Messenger RNA from Gambusia affinis (western mosquitofish), 1532 nucleotides. RefSeq lists its product as uncharacterized. Gene Ontology annotation, molecular function: protein tyrosine kinase binding; MHC class II protein binding. The coding region runs from base 1 to 1347 and encodes 448 amino acids. The record is from RefSeq and is a predicted model, not a curated record. Gene Ontology annotation, biological process: positive regulation of ERK1 and ERK2 cascade; T cell activation; interleukin-15-mediated signaling pathway. NCBI's taxonomy places the organism in Eukaryota, Metazoa, Chordata, Actinopteri, Cyprinodontiformes, Poeciliidae. The transcript is spliced from 7 exons. Gene Ontology annotation, cellular component: membrane raft; external side of plasma membrane.